Messenger RNA from Pollicipes pollicipes, 3243 nucleotides. Its product is annotated as glycogen phosphorylase. The coding region runs from base 124 to 2643 and encodes 839 amino acids. Gene Ontology annotation, molecular function: glycogen phosphorylase activity; pyridoxal phosphate binding. NCBI's taxonomy places the organism in Eukaryota, Metazoa, Arthropoda, Thecostraca, Pollicipedomorpha, Pollicipedidae. The transcript has 15 exons. The record is from RefSeq and is a predicted model, not a curated record. Gene Ontology annotation, biological process: glycogen catabolic process. Gene Ontology annotation, cellular component: cytoplasm.
GGCGCUGCUAUUGGCCUGUUGUCUGAGCGGAGUGUCCGUGAAAGGUGGGAGGGUCUGACACCAAUGGUUUAGCAUCUACUGCCUGCGUCAAUUUGUCCCCAAAAUCUUGCUGAGCAGUUAACCAUGUCCAAGGUUCAUCCAACAAACAGUGAAUAUGAGAGGCGCAAGCAAAUCAGUGUCCGUGGCAUCGCACAAGUUGAGAACGUCGCAAACAUAAAGAAGACUUUUAAUCGUCAUGUCCAUUACACCUUGGUGAAGGACCGCAAUGUCGCCACGGACCGCGACUACUACUUUGCACUUGCGCACACUGUGCGUGACCACCUGGUCUCUAGAUGGAUCAGGACGCAGCAAAAUUACUAUGAAAAGGAUCCCAAGCGCGUCUACUACCUGUCUCUGGAGUACUACAUGGGGCGCACCCUGCAGAACACCAUGAUCAACCUGGGCAUCCAGAGCGCCUGCGACGAGGCGCUGUAUCAGGUGGGUCUGGACAUCGAGGAGCUGCAGGACCUCGAGGAGGACGCCGGCCUGGGGAACGGCGGUCUGGGCCGCCUGGCCGCCUGCUUCCUCGACUCCAUGGCCACCAUCGGCCUCGCUGCCUACGGCUACGGCAUUCGCUACGAGUACGGCAUCUUCGCGCAGAAGAUCAAGGAUGGCGGCCAGACCGAGGAGCCGGACGACUGGCUGCGGUUCGGUAACCCCUGGGAGACGGCCCGGCCCGAGUAUGUGCUGCCCGUCUGCUUCUUCGGGAGGGUCGACGACACCCAGUGGGUCGACAACCAGGUGGUGUUCGCCAUGCCGUACGACACGCCGAUCCCCGGGUACGCCAACAACGUGGUCAACACGCUGCGCUUGUGGUCGGCCAUGUCGCCGUCCAGCUUCAACCUGCAGUUCUUCAACAACGGCGACUACAUCCAGGCGGUGCUGGACCGGAACUUGGCGGAGAACAUCUCGCGCGUGCUCUACCCCAACGACAACUUCUUCGAGGGCAAGGAGCUGCGUCUGAAACAGCAGUACUUCAUGGUGUCCGCCUCCGUGCAGGACAUCAUGCGUCGCUUCAAGUCCUCGCUGCACGGCAAGAAGCGCUCGACUUUCGAGACGUUCCCGGACAAGGUGGCCAUCCAGCUGAACGACACGCAUCCGUCGCUGGCUAUCGCCGAGCUGAUGCGCGUCUUCAUGGACAUUGAGAAGCUGCCCUGGGACACGGCCUGGGACCUCGUUCACCGCACGUGUGCCUACACCAACCACACCGUGCUGCCGGAGGCGCUGGAGCGCUGGCCGGUCAGCAUGCUGGGCAACAUGCUGCCCCGACACCUGCAGAUCAUCUACGACAUCAACUGGAAACAUCUGGACGAGGUGAACCACCGCUGGCCCGGAGACCUGGACCGGCUGAAGCGCAUGUCGCUGGUGGAGGAGGACGGCGAGAAGCGCGUCAACAUGGCCCACCUGGCCAUUGUCGGCUCGCACGCCGUCAACGGCGUGGCCGCCAUCCACUCAGAGAUCAUCAAACGCGACAUCUUCAAGGACUUUUUCGAGAUGACCCCGGAGAAGUUCCAGAACAAGACGAACGGAAUUACACCGCGUCGUUGGCUGCUUCUCUGCAACCCCGGCCUGGCGGACGCCAUCGCCGAGAAAAUCGGCGAGAACUGGAUCACCCAUCUGGACGAGCUGACCAAGCUGAAGCCGCUGGUGGACGACGCCAACUUCCUGCGCACCGUACAGAAGGUGAAGCAGGAGAACAAGAUGAGGGUGGCGCAGAUGCUGACCAAACAGUACGAGGUCGAGGUCAACCCGGCGUCCAUGUUCGACAUCCAGGUGAAGCGGAUCCACGAGUACAAGCGCCAGCUGCUCAACUGUCUGCACGUCAUCACCAUGUACAACCGGAUCAAGAAGGACCCGGGCGCUAAGUGGGUGCCACGCACGGUCAUGGUCGGCGGCAAAGCGGCGCCCGGCUACCACAUGGCCAAGCAGAUCAUCCGCCUGAUCAUCGCCGUCGGCAACAUCGUCAACAACGACCCCGUGGUCGGCGACAGGCUGAAGGUCAUCUAUCUGGAGAACUACCGGGUGACGCUGGCGGAGCGCAUCAUCCCGGCGGCCGACCUGAGCGAGCAGAUCUCCACGGCCGGCACCGAGGCGUCCGGCACCGGCAACAUGAAGUUCAUGCUGAACGGCGCGCUCACCGUCGGCACCCUGGACGGCGCCAACAUCGAGAUGCGCGAGGAGAUGGGACCCGAGAACAUCUUCAUCUUCGGCAUGGACGUCGAAGAGGUGGAGGCUCUGAAGGCGCGCGGCUACAACGCCCACGAGUACUACAACAAGCUGCCCGAGCUGCGCAAGUGCAUUGACAUGAUCAGUAGUGGCUUCUUCUCGCCGCACGACCUCAACCAGUUCAAGGACGUGGUGGACAUGCUGAUGAACCACGACCGUUUCCUGCUGUUCGCCGACUACGAGUCGUACAUCCGCUGCCAGGACGAAGUCGGCAAGCUGUACAUGAACCAGGACGCGUGGGCGAAGAAGGCCAUCAUGAACAUCGCUUCGUCCGGCAAGUUCUCCAGUGACCGUACAAUCGCCGAGUACGCGCGCGAGAUCUGGGGCGUGGAGCCCAGCUGGGAGAAGCUGCCGGCGCCUCACGAGCCCCGCGAAUAGCCGAGCCAUCUGGGGCCAGGUCGCAGAAGAUCUAGUUCGUUUUCGACCGUCAGGUGGUGCGAGGGGGCUGUACGUGCUGCGCGCGUAGUGUGAGGAAGAGAAAAUCUGAUUUAUGUAUCCCGUCAGCGUUGAGCCCCGAGUAGCCGAUUAUCAUGAGCAAAUAGUUUGUUGCCUUCAAUUUCUGCCUUUUGUGACAUUUGUUUGAUAUGUGCCAUGCAUAGCACGUAGCGCGAUAAAGCUCAGGUCAAUCUUGUUGAGGCUUCCUUUUUGACACUGCCAACAAAAUGCAGUUAAAGCUGCCUCUUGGACAUAGAGCUUAACGUUUUGCAAAUUUUGGAGUGGUAUUAGUGCCUGCGAUGUUUUAGGUGGUUCUCAUAAAUCCGUUUGCAUAUCAGCGUAGUAUUUUAUUUGUUUUAUGGCAGGUCCGAGGGCUCAAAUUUGUCGUUCGCAGGACAUGGGAAGGUUAUAUUAAUGGGAUUCUGAAUAUAUUGGUCUUUGAGUUGUGUAUGGUACUGGCUUUGUGCUGUCCGCCGUGUUGAAAAUGCUCCAGGUUUCAGCAUCUCACUAGAACUAACGACUUAUAAUAAAAGGCUAAAAAUG